CCGGCGCGCGUCCGCUGUGUGCGCAGCUCGCGCGUCCCUGUAUAUAACGUGCGCGUCGGAUUCAAACCCACAGGGACACCUUUGGCUGGGUGCAGACACCACACGACAGGUGAUAAGUUUCCGCAAUAUAUCGUCUACAACUUCACUACACCUUCGCCACGCACACGACUUGGCCACCGCGGGGCACUGAAAAAAAAAGUGUCAUCGUUAACCCUCCUGCGCUCAUCCUAAUUCUCGUCAUCCUUCACACCUGUGUACAAAUCGCACGAUUGGAAAGCCACUGUUGUGAGUGACAGGUGCAAACUGAGGCUGACAGCAGCGUUUGGAGGAAACAUUUUCAGACAGGUGUCUCCUGAACAGGUUCACAGGCGCAAGGGUCGGCAGCAGGCGACAAGAAGUGAACAAAUAGUCUGAGGACAAAUCGUCGCCGCCAGUCGACUACCACUUUGUACAAAGUCACUUGUGUCCUGAGGAGGUCUUCCUGCAGGUGAGACCUUGCUGUAGAGCAGGAGGCAGGUUUGACAGGUGACAUUUUGCACCUUUACAAAGGGACAGUUACAGGGACGAGCUCGGCGCCGCGCAGCUUUUUACGCCGAAAGGUCAAGAACAAGUUCACUGUUCACGCGCCCUCCACCUCAACCUCCGCGCACCUGCAGACUGAAGAUGAAGGUCCGACAGAUGCGCGAGCAGGUGUGUGCAGUCCUGGUGCUGGCACUGCUGGGCGACUGGCUGCAGACGGCAGACACGAGGCAGAUCAGACGAAUAUGCAAGGAUUCGGAGAUCGAGAUUCUGUCGGACCAGGGUGUGCGCAUCGAACCCGUGGAGCGGUCCCACACGGAGCUCGUGCUGGCACUCGACGACAUCGUCUCCAAAAAAUUUCAAAUCCGAUUCGACUUCAAGACCACUGGCGCCAAUGGCAUCCUGUUCUACGGACGGUCUCGCGAGAACAGGAAGGAGCUGAUCGCCAUGCGCCUGAUGAGCGGGUCGCUGUACUACAAGAUCCAGUGCCCCACCGUGGCCGCCGACGUCCUCAUCCCCUUCGAGUCCCGCCUGGACGACGGCAACUGGCACACGGUGUCGAUCAAGUUCAGGAAGGGUGGCAUGAAAGCUCAGGUGGAGGUGGACGGGGUGAAGGACGAGAAGACGUAUGAGGUCAGCUGUGACGGCAUGUCGUCUCUGGUCUUUGGUGGUGUCAGUCCGCACGACCACAGCGUCGUCAACAGCAUCUUGGGUUCGAUGCCCCAUUUUGACGGGUGUUUCCGGCGUGUGCUCCUGAACACCCCGCUGCGGACACCCCCCAAGUACUACGCAGUGUCCGUGUGCGACUAGCUGCUGCGGCCUUGACCUCGCUCAGCUGGGUCACAUCUUGUGACCUUUGACACCGCCAGUCAGCCUCCAGAGACAUGCAGUCGGCAGGCGAACUUUUGGUCAACUCACCGGGUGUGGACGUGUUGCAGAGUUGUACCUACCCCGCCCGCCUGACUUGGUUCCUUCUGAAGCUUGGAUCUCAUUUUCCUACCAUACCGCUCCGUCCUUCCAGCCUGUUCUUCCAUUGAGCUAUGGGGGACACCUGGUUCUACCUACCCAGUAGACCUACCCAGUAGCCACUUGUUUACCUUGCCACAACAAAGACUGAGCAACGAUGAGAAAGGAUCCUUCUUCCCCACCCCCUUCCUUUUUCCUUUUUUCACUGACACAAGCCACCUGACCCUGGUUUGUGGGAUGGGGGAUGGCUACACCUCCAGCAACUGUGGAUGGAGCGACAGACCCUCCCCAUCACAUCAUGCUUAGUUUGCAGGCACGCGCACCACCUGCCUGACCUGCCAGUAGGGAUGCACGCGGUGGUCAGCAUUGUAUCGAUGUGUCGUGACAGUCACGCUUUAGCUGUUUUCACCUUACAGGUACAGCCAGGUAUGGACACAGCCACCUUUUGUUGCUAAUCCCUCCACGUUGAACUGUUCCUUUGAACAUCACGCACACAGACCGAUGUGUCAGGUACAGGCCGCCGGUGAGUCCUACACACCCACCUGUUGAUGAGACACACCUGGCUUACCUGCAUAUUACCUCAGUUUGUUCUCCCAACCCCCUCACAACUAACAUCUUUGUUUGGCAGUCAAGCCACACAAUGUUCGUCUCCUCAAACACCUUUGCCAUCGCUGUCUUUUCGAGUUUGGCAGUGUCAUGUCAGUGACUGGAGCACGGAGACCGUGGUGAAUGAGUUCUGGUGACUUCCACCGUGUGACGGGCGCGUGCAGCAGUGACACAAGUGAGAUGCGCUGGAGUAGACUUGUCACCAGACCAAGAUGAUGAAGAUGACUUUAGUUCUGAACUCAAAGACCUGUUACUACCACUACUUCUAGCAUCGCCGCCAUCAUCAUUCACUAACUUUCAUGCUAUCAUCAUCGAUAAUUGUGAUUUAUUUUGCCCCCUUCCUUUCAUCGCCAUGCUAUCAUCUCGUCAGUCGUUCUGCUGUCAUCGUUGUUGUGAUCGUUGCUUGGCAUGUACAUCAAACCCGCAGCAACCACUUCAAGCGAUCGCCUCUGCAGCAGCCCUGGUCCCUGCCCUUUGCUGGCACAGUAUUUUGGCCAAAUGUUGUUUGUGUGUUUGUGUGUGUGGUGCUCGCACCUACUUGUUAGCCAUGCAUACGACGGUUGAAUGUUAAUUCUGUCAGUCACUCUGUGGGUGAACCCUGACGAGUUCAAGUGGACAGUAUUCGUGCUGCCAGACCUCGGCGGUGCUGGUGUCAGUGGUUCGGACCACCACCUGGGCUGCGGUCUUGGUGACCACCUGGUGGUCAACAGCUCAGCAUCAUCCCAGCAUGCAAGCAGCAUCUCUGCACGAGACUGUGAUCGUCAAGCCCGUGGUGGCGGGUGGAUUGCUGUGACAUUUGCAGAUCAUGUUGAGACUUACCUGUCAACAGGCAAGCAGAAAAUUGUGGUGAUACGCAGGUAAAGCUUGCUGUCUGCGCUGGAAAUGACUGACACAGCAUCAGAAGAUUAUUUUGUCGUCUGCUUUUAAUGCACUGACCCUCCGCCUACCCUCCUCCUGUCCCCACCCUCCCGACUGUUGUUGAACACCCGCUGUAGCUCUGUGCACACACCCAGUGUCAGUGUGUAGGUCUACGCGCUUCUCCAUCCUCACCUGGCCGCACCUGCGAAGUUUGAGACAGUGCGGCAGUGUGAUGACAUUUGACAUUUGACCUUUGACUCUGUGUGAAAUGUCAGAAGUCCGUCCCAUUCACUGACCCUACCAAAGUGCAGCAUCCACCCUACUGAGUGUGAGAGGCGGACCAAGUGGAAUUCGAAUCAAAAGAUCCCAGCACACGCAUUUGACACAUUCUGGAAGAUUUGUUGCUCCAAAACAGGAUAUGUGUUGCUUCUUGUUAAGUUUUUUGUUGAUAUAGUUGAAAUAUAACAUUAAAAAUAUUUGGAAAACA
Molecule: messenger RNA, 3436 nt
Organism: Pomacea canaliculata
Lineage: Eukaryota; Metazoa; Mollusca; Gastropoda; Architaenioglossa; Ampullariidae
Product: sex hormone-binding globulin-like
Exons: 5
Coding region: 664-1329 (221 amino acids)
Source: RefSeq, a predicted model, not a curated record